CCCCCCCCCAGCAACAUCAUGACUGCUAGACGCAAAAUUCAGAUUUCUCAUGGGUUGUCUCCUCACAGGCUAUGCCACCGUAUCAAGGCCUUGACAGCCAUAGUUCCUGUAGCUCCGUUUCUUCAUCAGCCAUAGAAGCAAGCCAGAAAAGAGCGACCAUUCUUCAAUCAUGUACUAAGGAAUAAAAGUGAGGUCAACACAGAAUUAGCAAGUUAACUUGUCCUCUACGCCAGCCAGUAAUAUCCCAAUGAGGGAGAAGAGCAAGUACCACCAAACCCUGCUUCUGGAAUUUUUCAGACCAUUUUUGAGGUCUGCAAAUGGAAACAACCCCCAUUCCAGAGAUCAUAGUAGAACAUGCACCACCAGCUGGCAACACUGACCAGGCCCUAGAGGAGGCUUUGGUAGAGACAAAAACUGAGCAGGAGGUAGAGGAAGAUGAUGAUUCUGUGCAGGCAUGCCCCUUUGUUCUCUAUAUUGGGAACUUGAACCCCAAGUAUUCCCGUGAAGUUAUCUGCAGCAUGCUCAAGGACAUCUUUGGCAUGGCCAGUGUCACCCUCCAGCGACACAACAUUGAAGUGGUAAAGAAGCGCAGGCAAGCCUAUGCCUUUGUCCAAGUGGCAAGCGAUGUCAGCCUGGAACGUGUCUUAAAACAGCUUCUGCUUGCCGCGGAAGCGGAAGCGGACCUCACCAAGGAGCUUCUAAAGAAAGGGAAGAAUCUGGUGGUAGGGCAAUGCAAGAAGUUUCCAUUUCAUUCCAAAGAUGGCAGAGAGAGCGACUCUGUUGGGAGCAGCUCAGAAACUCUUCUGAGAGGGCAAGGGCCUGAGAGAAGCAGGAGGUGGCUUCUAAAUGAAAACCAAACUAACCCCAUCAGAAAUUCUGCCCAAUACCCUUGGAGUCUAGCAGAACGGCCAGCAGCAGCCUUCCUGAGUGGCACUCGUUCAGACAGUGCCAUUGUCCAGAGAGAAAUCGUAGGGAAAGAGUGCCUCUUCUAUGGAGCUUUCAUGGGCAGUGAAACCCGGAGUGUGGAAUUCAAACGCGGAAGUGGGGAAUAUCUGACAGUAACUCUAAAACAUCAUGUCCGGAAGUACGUGUGCGCCUUUCUCAACAGUGAAGGAGGCAGCUUUUUUGUGGGGGUUGAGGAUAAUGGCUUAGUACGUGGAGUCAGGUGUGACCACAAAGAUGAAGACAGAGUCCGGCUGCUCAUAGAUUCUCUUUUGAAAGGCUUCAAACCGCAAGUUUUCCCAUCAGCCUAUGCACUGAGCUUCAUUCCAGUUAUCAAAGCUGAAGACACUGGGAUCUUCUUGAAAGUUAUUCGACUAAGAGUUCAUCCUCCCAAACAGAACGAGCCACUUCUUUAUGAAACAGACCAAGGGGAAGUCUACAUGCGGCGAGACGGUAGCAUUCAGGGCCCUCUCUCUGGGAGUGCCAUCCAAGAGUGGUGCCGACAGAAAUGGACAGAUGAGAUCAAGAAGCUGGAGGCAAAAAUAGAGAGCUUGCUGAAGGAGAAGGAAGAAACAUUCCAGCAGCAACGUAUCAGCCACACUAGCUGCUGCAUUGUCAUGUGA
Molecule: messenger RNA, 1565 nt
Organism: Rhineura floridana
Lineage: Eukaryota; Metazoa; Chordata; Lepidosauria; Squamata; Rhineuridae
Gene: SLFNL1
Product: schlafen like 1
Exons: 3
Coding region: 318-1565 (415 amino acids)
Molecular function (GO): RNA binding
Source: RefSeq, a predicted model, not a curated record